UGGCGACGACCAGCGACGACAAGAACUGACAAGACAGACAAGAAUCGAGAGGCGCGUCCGAGUAGUCCGAGUACUCCGAGUGCGAGUCACUCGCGCUCCGAAUCGUCACUUUCUCCACCGGGAUUAGAUCGUGCGAAUUACGAGUUACGACAAGCCGUGGUAUGCGAUGUGAAUGGUUCGAAUGUGAAACGUUCAGAAUACAUCUGGCACGUUCCAUCACGUUCUCGCGAGCGCGAACGAUGAGAAUACCGGGAUUACCGGGGACGACGAGGACAAGUCGAGGCUGAGGUACGGAUCGUUUGCCGCGGUAGCAGCGUCAGCGUCAUCGCCGUCGCCGUCGCCGUCGCGAUCGGAUGAACCGUCGAUCGUCGACGAGAAAUUGGGCGUGUGUCGUGUGUACACGAGGAGGAAGGCCAGAAUCUCGUCGGUGGGCAGCGCGCGCAUGCGAAAACGGAUACGUACGGUGAGCCUUUUUGACGGAUCCGUGACCGCUGCAAUGGCGACGGCGCCUGGCGACUCGCCUACUUUCUAAGCUCUAUCGAGGUGAGAGGCUGGAUCGCGCGCGCGUGUUCUAUCGCCGCGUUCCUCCGCUGGAUUGUCGUGUCUGGUCGUGUCUGAUCGUGUCUGGUCGUGUCUGGUCGUGUCUGGUCGUGUCUCUCGAGGAUACGAUAAUCGAGACGAAUCCUGAUAGUGCCAGAGAAUCAAGUCCAACGUCGUUGUCCUCUUGAUAAUCUGGACUAACUUUGGAGUAGGACAGGACACGCCGUUCUCCCAGGAAGUUGCGAUGCGGCAGGCAAUCCGCUGGUGCAGCCGAGCGUCGUCCCAGGGCUCCGGGAUAUCCGGAGAAUGCGCGGCACCGCCUCGCGACUUCCUCACGCGGAUGUGAUCCUCCCGGCACGGCUCGCUUCCAUCCAGCCGACGGUCUCGCCCCGUCCUGCCCGUGUCCUCGAUCUCUUGUCCUCCGGUCGACGGCGCAGCUGACGGUUCUCAACAACUUCGCUCCUGCCCGCGUGUGGAUAACCUUCUCCCUUUUUCCCCAGGUAAUGAAUCACACGAACGAUUAAUCGGAUUAACGUGACGCGGUACCGAAGGUACUGACUCGUUCUUGAUUUUUAACACCUACGCAUCCGGCGAUUUGCGUGUCUAUAUAUAUAUAUAUAUAAAAGACUGUGAACUUUAAACGGGUUGCUCCAGUGACUUUGAUAUAGUGAUCGUUAAAUGUGAGAAGGUGGACCCGUCUCGUGGACGGUGGACAGCGGCGCGAUUUGAAGAUCGUUCGAGAGGAUCGUAAAUCGUAGUCGGACGUAGACGCGAACGGCCGAAACAUGGGGAACUGCUUCAGCAGCCCGACGGACGUGGAGAAGGAGAAGCCGGACAGGAUCGGCAAUCCCAGCAUAGAGGCGGUCGCGUCGCAGGUCAGCCCGGUGCCGACGCCGCCGCCGGAUCCUAUCAGGCCGAUUCCGCAGAUCCCAGACAUGGACGUUACGACGGCGAAGAUAUUCGUUGCUUUGUACGAUUAUGACGCUCGCACUGACGAGGAUUUGAGUUUUAAGAAGGGAGAACACUUGGAGAUUAUCAACGACACGCAGGGAGACUGGUGGCUGGCCAAGAGUAAAAGGACCAGGCAGGAGGGCUACAUUCCCAGCAAUUACGUCGCCAAAUUGAAAUCAAUCGAGGCAGAACCAUGGUAUUUCAGGAAGAUUAAGCGAAUUGAGGCUGAGAAAAAAUUGCUACUGCCGGAAAACGAUCACGGCGCGUUUCUGAUAAGAGACUCCGAGAGCCGACACAAUGAUUACUCCCUUUCAGUGCGUGACGGCGACACGGUGAAACAUUACCGUAUUCGUCAAUUGGACGAGGGUGGCUUUUUCAUCGCCAGGCGAACCACGUUCAGAAAUUUGCAGGAUCUUGUGGAGCACUACAGCAAAGACGCGGAUGGCCUGUGUGUUAAUUUGUGCAAGCCUUGCGUGCAGGUUGAGAAACCCGUAACGGAAGGCCUUAGUCACCGUACGCGGGACCAAUGGGAAAUCGAUCGUUCGUCGCUGAAAUUCCUGAGGAAGUUGGGACAGGGUCAAUUUGGCGAGGUGUGGGAAGGUCUGUGGAACAAUACUACCCCAGUGGCGAUAAAGACGCUCAAACCGGGCACCAUGGACCCGAAGGACUUCCUUGCCGAGGCGCAGAUUAUGAAGAAACUCCGACACGCUAAACUAAUUCAGUUGUACGCUGUGUGCACGAUGGAGGAACCGAUCUAUAUCAUUACAGAAUUGAUGAGGAACGGCAGUCUUCUGGAAUAUUUACAAGGUACGCAAGGAAAAGGUAGAGGCCUAAAGCUACAGCAACUAAUCGACAUGGCCGCGCAAAUAGCUGCCGGUAUGGCGUAUUUAGAGUCGCAGAAUUAUAUUCAUCGAGACUUGGCCGCCCGUAAUGUUCUCGUAGCAGACGGAAAUGUCGUUAAGAUCGCGGACUUUGGUUUGGCUAGGCUUAUCAAAGAGGAUGAGUACGAGGCUAGAAUAGGGGCGCGUUUCCCUAUUAAGUGGACCGCUCCUGAAGCCGCCAACUACAGCAAAUUCAGUAUUAAAUCCGACGUAUGGUCGUUUGGAAUUCUCCUUACCGAAUUGGUCACAUACGGUAGAAUACCCUAUCCAGGUAUGACAAAUGCUGAAGUUCUUCAUCAAGUGGAGCAUGGUUAUAGAAUGCCAAGUCCACCCGGCUGUCCCGACACACUUUAUAAUAUCAUGUUGGAAUGUUGGAACAAGGAUCCUAUGAAAAGACCGACUUUCGAGACACUUCAGUGGAAACUUGAAGACUUUUUCACUAUGGAAGGUUCCGAGUACAAGGAAGCGUCUGCGUAUUGAAUAGAGGAUUUCGAAUUCUUCUUCCGUAUUGCUCCAUUAAGAGAUCCGGUAACUGUACCAUCGUCGUUUCAUCGACGGCGAUCGUUACGAUCUUCUUCAUUGAUCUAUUUGUGACACUAGUUUUCGCGGUACUUCUGAAAAAGUAUCGCAACUUUUAUACUCGAACGACCAUUUUGCGAACGAUCAAUAGCAUAGUUUUAUUUAACGGUAAAGUUUUCUUUUUUUCCCCCGUCUCUUUCUCUCUACUUUGUUUUUUUUUUCUUUCCCUUUACGUUCUCGUCUUCGCACAUUCUGUCUGCCAUAAAUCUUGAAGAAUAUUUGUACAUUUUUACCUGUAUGACUUGACAAACGUACAUUGGCAUUUUGAUAGCUUUAGCGGCGACGAGAUUUUAGAUAUCGUUUUAGUAAGGAUGUUGUACACGUAGACGUUAAAUGGCCUUUGUAAAAUCGUUUAUAAGUGUCAGUUAGGUAGAUCUCGAUCAUCAGGGUGAUAAUUCCAAGUGAUGAUGAUAGUAGUAACGAUGUAAUAUAUUUGUGUACAAUAUAUAAGUUGUACUUUCUGCAUUACAAUUCCCAUACAUACACUAUAUAUAUAUAUAUGAUACGAUGAAAAAUCGAUCUCUUGAAAAUUGAACCGACAACGGGAGAGACGAAACGACGGACCAUAAAUACAUAAUUUUUCCUUCUUUCUUCUCACUCGAGUGUAACACGAAUUUAAUAACGACGUACUCCCGCGAAACAAAUAUACAGAAGUCGUCGAAAUGAUUUCGCAAGCCGUGUGCGUGCAUGUGCGAAGAUCGAGGGAACUAUAAUUCGGUCCGUCCUAAAUAAUGCGGAAGACUGUCUUGUAGUGAUUGUGUCGAACGAUAUUAUAUUUUCCUUCGUCUAUCUCGUCUGUUUGUCACAAAACGCGACAAAUACUGACACAAACUGCCAGCUAACGUUUUCUAAGAUGUACUUGUUACUUAUAACGUGUAAGAUCACAUUUUGGAUACGCGUGAGAGUAUGCACCUAUCUAUGCAUGAGAAAUGUACGAUAUUUGCUAUGAAGGCGCGAAACAUCCAGUUUACCAUUGUAUCUUUAAGUACUAUGAGAAGAGAAUGUAUAUCACGAAUUACGUCAUCUUCGUUAAUCAUUCGGACAUGUUCAUGUUAUCAAAUUCGACAUUUUUAUAUAUUUUUAUAU
Molecule: messenger RNA, 4037 nt
Organism: Trachymyrmex septentrionalis
Lineage: Eukaryota; Metazoa; Arthropoda; Insecta; Hymenoptera; Formicidae
Gene: Src42A
Product: tyrosine-protein kinase Src42A
Exons: 6
Coding region: 1326-2852 (508 amino acids)
Biological process (GO): cell surface receptor protein tyrosine kinase signaling pathway; innate immune response; protein phosphorylation
Cellular component (GO): extrinsic component of cytoplasmic side of plasma membrane
Molecular function (GO): non-membrane spanning protein tyrosine kinase activity; ATP binding; signaling receptor binding
Source: RefSeq, a predicted model, not a curated record